Messenger RNA from Cloeon dipterum, 1239 nucleotides. It is a transcript of the gene GMF, whose product is annotated as Glia maturation factor. The record is from RefSeq and is a predicted model, not a curated record. The coding region runs from base 160 to 582 and encodes 140 amino acids. NCBI's taxonomy places the organism in Eukaryota, Metazoa, Arthropoda, Insecta, Ephemeroptera, Baetidae. Gene Ontology annotation, biological process: negative regulation of Arp2/3 complex-mediated actin nucleation; actin filament debranching. Gene Ontology annotation, cellular component: actin cortical patch. The transcript is spliced from 4 exons. Gene Ontology annotation, molecular function: Arp2/3 complex binding; actin binding.
CCUCUGUUUUGUCUAGAUUGCUGGAUCCGUAUUGUUUAUGACGAGAUCUCUGAAGCACUCAGAAGUCUGAAAAGAUCAAAUUUCGACUCGCUCUCUACGUUUACAGGUUCUUCGCUUAGUAAUCUCGCUCUCUUUAUCAAGAUCAACCCUUGAUCAAUCAUGACUCACAACGUGAAAGUCUGCGACAUCGAUGACAGCCUGAAAGCAAAGCUGAAAGAAUUUCGCUUUCGAAAGCCAAAGGACAACGCCGCUCUUGUCUUGAAAGUUGACCGUGCAAAGCAGUGCAUAUGCGUUGACGAGCUUUUCGAGGAUGUCAGUGUCGAUGAGUUGAGAGAAUCUUUACCUUCACAUCAGCCUCGAUAUGUCAUCUACAGCUACAAGAUGGAGCACAGUGACGGGCGGAUUUCCUAUCCCAUGUGUUUCAUUUACAUCACACCAAGGGACAGCCAGAUUGAGCUGCAGAUCAUGUACGCCGGGACCAAAAUGGCUCUGCAACGGGAGGCUGAUCUCACCCGUGUGUACGAGGUGCGCGAACUGGAGGAGUUGACGGAAGAGUGGCUCCGCGAAAAGUUGAGCAAGUAGUGUUUUUAGCCCAUUAUGAUACUGAAUGUUCAACAUACUAUCGCGAUUGAUGUUGAAAAAAAUGUUACGCCUAUAGAUGUCAAAGAGAGCUCCACAGCUCGAAAUUUGUAUCAUAAAUUAAUGUGCGUGUAUUUACGACAAUGUGAUUAAUAUUCACGACAAAACUCAUCCAGUCAUAUUUUGAUGAAAAAUUGUACAAGCAAAUAUUUUUGUACCAAUUGACCAUUUGCGUCUGCGUGGCGAUUAUUAAGCCACAGAGAGGUACAUUCCUAGCUAUGCAAUUUAUUAUUUGGAUUGAUUUUUUUAGUUUAAGUUGAGUCUCGUCUUACUAACCUAAGUUCAUCUCGUUGCUGAUGGUACAAAUGAUUAACACCACUGUAAAUGUUUCGUUCAAAUUCAUCAAACGUGGAUUUGGCUGUGCAUUAAUAAUGCAAUACAAGUGCAAAUGGUCAAUUAAAUCUUCCUAAUCAUGCCUAUUUAAUUAAUAUCAUAAAAUGUCACUAGGUUUAAUAACAAAAUAACCACCAUCUACUGCCCUCUUACCAAACUUGGGCCAUAUAUUAUAAUAUUGUUUUGAUUUCCUCUAAAAUGUGUAUUCCUGUUUUUGUUGACGAUUUUGUAUCUAUGACACUUUUAUAAAACUAUAAACACGCUUUA